UCUGUCUUCAAGGCUCAUGAGAUCUUCUAAAUGCUAUUUUUUUGGCGCAUUGCUUACCAUAUUAGUAAGGGAUGUUGCCGGAUAAACUAGCAUUCAAGUGGAGUAGAGGCCAUGUUUUACUUAUAUCACCUUUAUCUGAAUCACCAAGUGAUGGAAGAGGAGAUAGUACAACUAUGAAGUUGCACACCACGAAAUCUAUCAUAUCUCAAACAGUAACCAGCGAUAGGCCAGUCAUGAAGACUGCUCAAAGCAUGGAUUAUUCCUCAGCUGCACCCGAAGUUUGUUCUUUCUUCAACCCUCCACACACUCGCCGAGUUGCUCCACUCUACAGUGAGUUGACAAACAGCGUUUCUCUCGUAAAAUCCAGCCUUCCCUGGAAUCUUUCAUUUGAUGAGUUCGAGGAGUGCAAAUCUGAAGCACCAAAUGAAGACGGCGUGUUCGCAGAUCAUCCGACCAAGGAAACAUCUGAACAGGAUGUCAGGUUCCCUACCGCAGCCGGAAAAGGUCUGACGGUGUUUGUGUGGGACAUGGACGAAACCCUGAUAAUCUUUCAAACCCUCCUCGACGGACGAUACGUGGGGCUGUUCGAUGGUUACAAGGACUGCCAAAAGGCUACUCACCUUGGCCGCCGUUGGGAGCAGCUUAUCUUGGAAGUGUGUGACGAGUAUUUCUUCUAUCAGCAGGUGGAGGAACACGAUUAUCCAAACUUGAAUUCGUUGCAAGAAUAUGAUGAUGGGAUUGAUCUUGAUGACUAUAAGUUUGGAGAAAUUAGCUUGACGUCGCCACUAGGUGCUGAAAACUUGCGAAAAUUAAGAUACUUACAUCGGUAUAUCAUCCAACGAUACGAGCAGGGCCUGGAAACCCUUCUGAGUCCAGAACAAGCCAAGAAAUGGAAUGGCAUUUAUGAAGAGACAGAUAAAUAUACUGAUAGUUGGCUUUCUUCUGGUAAUCCUGUCAUACGAGAGCACGGCUCCUUUACCAGCAGCUGACGAAAGGGACCGAGAAUCAUGGUCUUAUAACUGUGACAUUUGCCGAGUUAUCCUACUGAACAGUGUAAAUUCAAGUCUAUUUCUUGCUGAGAUAUUUUGGAUGGUGGUGGGCACCAGGAAGGCAGAAUGUCCGAUCAAUUACCUUGAGGGAUAGAAGCUCUAAGAGUGCUACUGAGCUAGUCGUAGUUCCUUCCUAUUCGUACAAUUACUUGGUCACAUCCGGGACCCUCAUUCGAAGUCUUGUGAAAUGUUUGCUCUUCAAGCUCAAUCCUUAUUUCCGCUCAAACAGUGAGCCCACACCCCUUGCACUAGUCAAUGAGUAACAACUCAGGAAGAGAUCAAACAAGACAGAAAAAAACUAGCAUGAUUGAAACACGAUGUGUGAUUCCCUGCCCUGGUAACUACCUUGUGAGCGAUUAAGGAGAAUGAUCACAAUCUGACACUACUUGAUGGUGCAGUUUUCAGAUAAAGAGAGGUGGGGAAAUUGCAGUGCUUCCGAUGGAUUCGUGAACGCAAACAAGACAGUGACGGAUCUGCAUGGUUUUGUGUCAUUGGCGAUGGGCCUGAUGAAAAGGAAGCUGCUCGAGUUCUUGCUUGGCCUUUCGUGAAAGUAAGCAUCGACCCAAGCGUUUACGAGCAGCAGCUACCUCGGCUAUCGUUCAAGACCAUUCAGAAGGACAUAAAGGCCGUGUACAGAGAUUCUGACUCUGCAUAAUGAAGCAGCUACAUAUUCUGUAAGUUGUUGCAAUAGCUAGACUUGUAGACCAUAUUUUGCACGAAUCACUACUUAUAAACAUCCCAUGAUUUCACAUCA
This is a messenger RNA of Physcomitrium patens, 1803 nucleotides long. Lineage: Eukaryota; Viridiplantae; Streptophyta; Bryopsida; Funariales; Funariaceae. The record is from RefSeq and is a predicted model, not a curated record.